Psilocybe cubensis is the source of this 822-nucleotide messenger RNA. RefSeq lists its product as uncharacterized. Gene Ontology annotation, cellular component: small-subunit processome; nucleolus. Lineage: Eukaryota; Fungi; Basidiomycota; Agaricomycetes; Agaricales; Agrocybaceae. The transcript has 5 exons. The record is from RefSeq and is a predicted model, not a curated record. Gene Ontology annotation, molecular function: small ribosomal subunit rRNA binding. The coding region runs from base 1 to 822 and encodes 273 amino acids.
AUGCGUCAAAAACGAGCAAAAGCCUACCGAAAACUCAUGCAUCUCUACUGUAUGACCUUUGGAUUUCGUCAACCCUAUCAAAUACUCAUUGACUCUGAGAUGUGCAAAUCAGCAGUAGCCCAGAAGAUCGACUUCGUCAAACAACUUCACACUGUUUUACAGGGAGAAGUAAAGCCAAUGAUCACGCAGUGCUGCAUACACGAACUAUAUCUCCAAGGAAAGCAACAACAGCCAGCUGUGGACCUCGCAAAGACCUUUGAACGGCGGAAGUGCAAUCAUCGUGAACCAAUUGGCGGUGACGACUGUCUAGCGAGUGUCGUUGGGGACUCCAAUAAGCAUCGCUAUGUCGUGGCUACACAGUCUCAAACUCUACGAGUCAAACUGCGUUUCAUUCCUGGUACACCCAUCAUACACAUCAAUCGUUCUGUAAUGGUACUUGAACCCCCAAGUGAUACAACCGUGCAGGCAAAAGAAAGGGCCGAGGACACAAAACUCCACGCUUCAGCGCCAGAUCUUGCGCUAGUUCCUGUCACCGCUCCCGAGGAACGUAGGGUCAAACGCAAGGGUCCGAAAGGCCCUAAUCCUCUUAGCGUUAAAAAGAAACAAUCAAAUGAGCCUACCAAACCUCCGACCAAAGCCCAACCUCCGACUGGUUCCAAAAGAAAGGUCGAUGACGUUGACAGUGAUCCCGAAGGAGAAUCCAUACCGGCCCAGGUAUCUGCACCAACAGCCGCCUCAAAGAGAAGGAAAAGAAGACGAAAAAAUAAAGGCGCUGUAGAUAUGGAUACACAGAGAGCUGAAUCGGAUAGUGUCAAAUCAUGA